Molecule: messenger RNA, 2326 nt
Organism: Rhododendron vialii
Lineage: Eukaryota; Viridiplantae; Streptophyta; Magnoliopsida; Ericales; Ericaceae
Exons: 3
Coding region: 231-1934 (567 amino acids)
Cellular component (GO): VCP-NPL4-UFD1 AAA ATPase complex
Molecular function (GO): polyubiquitin modification-dependent protein binding
Source: RefSeq, a predicted model, not a curated record
AACUAAUAAACCCCACGCGCGUGUACGGUAAAAAUAUAUGUAUCGUCUUCUACAAGAAAUGAAAACCUCAUCCGUGAGGCAAACCCAACCAGGUGAUCGAUCACCUCAUCAAAUUCCAUCUUCUCUUCUACUUGGUCAAAUUUGGAUCCACAACUUCCAAUCAUAAAACUAUAUAUACGUUCAGAUAUAGAGCGAUAUUGGGACAAGAAAGUUUAGUGAGAGAAAGAGAGAUGGAUUUCGAGCUGAGAAGGGCGAGGGAGAAGAUAGAGAAAGAGCAGAGGGAGAGGAAAGAGAAGGCGAGGUUGAAGCAGGAACGAGAGAGGAAAUCGAGACAAGAAGCCGCUCGCCAACGGGAAGCCAUUGAAGCCGAUCAGCGAUCGAGGAGGAUCGAUGCUGCUGAAGCCCAACUCAAGGCUGAACAGGAAAUGGAGGAAAAUCUACUUGCUGGAAGAGGCAUUUUGUUUUGUCGUAUUCUAGAAGCUGUGCCUUACCAGGGCCAUGGAGAUAAAAUCAAACUACCACCUUCCUGUGUCACAGAGUUGUCACAAGUUGCUUUGGACAAAGGACCACUGCAUUUCCGGUUAUUAGUAAUCGAUCAAGAAGCUCAUUCGGAUAUCAAAGAUGAUCAAAAGAACCAGACAACACACGCUGGUGUCCUGGAAUUUACUGCAGAGGAAGGUUCAGUUGGCCUACCUCCUCAUGUAUGGAGUAACUUAUUCCCUUCUGGUUCUUCAAAGGCUUCUUUUAUUGAAGUUCGUUAUGUUUGGCUUCCAAAAGGGACUUAUGCCAAACUCCAGCCAGAUGAAUUGGGUUUUUCAGACAUACCUAACCACAAGGCCGUUCUUGAAACAAGCCUUCGCCAGCAUGCAACUCUUUCUCAAGGUGAUGUGCUUACGGUAAGCCAUGGUGUACUGACAUACCAUUUACGUGUCCUUGAGUUGAAGCCAUCUUCAAGUGUAUCUGUCCUAGAGACAGAUAUUGAGGCCGAUAUUGUGGGCCCUGAUACAAUUCCAGAGAGUACAAAUCAACAUGUCCUGAAACCUCUUAUACUUGGAAAAUCAGAAUCUGGAAUUGUGGUGGAAGGGCACUAUGUAUAUUAUAAGUUCUCUAUAGAUGAAGAAACUUGGGUUAGGAUUUCUUCUGCGGAUGCAAAAAUUGAGAUAAAGAUAGAGUCGGAUACACAGGAUGGGGAUACAGAUCUUUACAUUUCAAGGCAUCCUCUUUUAUUUCCAACUCGGCACCAGCACGAAUGGUCUUCCCAUGAUGUGGGUUCAAAGGCUUUGAUCCUUAGCUCUAAGGACCAGAGACUGGGAAUAGGUAUUUAUAGCAUUGGUGUAUAUGGCUUCAAGGGAACAGGUAAGUACCAGGUAUCGGUGACUAUUCAAGAGAACCAAGACCGUAAAGCUGGCCAGCAAGCUGUGUCAUCGUCUUCACCUAUGGACAUGGAUACUGUAGAGUGCAGGAAUUGCAAGCAUUAUAUACCUUCUAGGACUAUAGCACUGCAUGAGGCAUACUGUAGCAGACAUAAUGUCCCCUGUCAGUAUGUUGGUUGUGGGGUUGUUCUAAGGAUUGAGGAGGCCAAAAACCAUAUCCACUGUAACAAGUGCGGACAAGCUUUUCACCGAGGUGAGAUUGAGAAACAUAUGAAGGUUUUCCAUGAGCCGCUUCACUGCCCCUGUGGAGUUGUCCUUGAGAAGGAACAGAUGGUUCAACACCAGACCAAAGAUUGCCCCUUGCGCUUAAUUACAUGCCGGUUCUGUGGUGACAUGGUUCAAGCUGGGACUUCUGCUGAAGAUGUACGGGACCGAUUCAGAGGGCUUUCGGAGCACGAGAGUGUUUGUGGGUCCAGAACGGCCCCAUGUGAUUCUUGCGGGCGAUCUGUCAUGCUGAAGGAGAUGGACAUUCACCGAGUUGCUGUCCAUCAAAAGAAUUAAUCCGGAAUUUACUUUUCUGCUGGUGUGUUCUCGACUUGUGAGAGUUUGUAUUGAGCUUGUUCACAAGGCUUGUUGCUGAAAACAUCAGUAGCGCUGCUACAUGUUCUGUAGAGCUCAACGGGAUUGCUCUGGCGCCGGUAUAUUGUUGUAUGAACUACUAAAGGACAUCCGCAUCUAUGAAAGCAGCAGAACAGUGUCCAUCAGAAAAUCAGUGUUUGUAGUUUUCUGCUGUUAAUGCAGUCGCUUGUAUCCCAAAUUGCAUAAUCAUAUAAAGAUGUUUAGCAACGAAUGCACUGGUAUUGGAUACCGGUUGUUAUUUAUGGUUGAUGAUGGGGGUUAGAGACCGCAUUGUAUCCAUGGAGUAAUUGUUAUCUUACAUGUCUUCUUUAUUC